AUGACGGAACGCUUACCAGGACCACCGGUUUUAAAGACUACUAUAAUCCAGCUCAACAAGGAUUUGGAUGUCGAAGAUGGGAAUUUUGAAAUCUUGACAAAUGAACAAACUUCCACUUCCUCCACCGGCGCGACGCCAUCAGCCGUUCCUGGAAAAAAGAAGAGGCGGCGUAGUACCGCCAAUGCCGAUGCAGAGGAAUUAGCCAAGAGAAGGCACGAGACAAAACAGCUUCAUUCGGUGAUAGAAAAAAGACGGCGGUUGAAGAUCAAUCGUGAGUUUGAAGCAUUGAAAUACCUCAUUCCCGCGUGUCGUGAAUCGGGCGCUGCCUCCAACUAUCCCAACACAACCUCCAAGUUUAACGGUAACAAGAUCGAUGGCAUGUAUAAACUCACCAUUCUCAAAGCUGCUGUCGAGUAUAUCUUGUACUUGCAUCGCACCAUCCAGCGUCAACAUUCGAUGCUCUCCCAAUUCGAAGGAAGCGACUUUUUCGACGCUUCGUUUGCCGAUGUCCCAUUGGACGUCAACCAGUACCGUGACAUCGACCACGACUUCAGUUUUAACGAUUUGCAUGAUGAAAAAAAGAACAACCACAAUGUGAUAGAGGAGGAUGAAGAAGGUGACAGUGAAAAUUCCAGCGAUCCCACCGACAACGGGGUGCCGACGCUCAACAAUUUUCGUCAGCUUCCAAGCCCGCAAAUAACCCCAGACAUGGGCCCCAUACUCUCUAUGAUGAAUAAACACCAACCAGCUUACUCCCCCACCAGAUCCUUGUCGCGUACUUCGUCAAUGUGUGAUUCACCAAGGGGGUAUUCCUAUCCCUCCACCACCGAGCCUUCGCCGCUUACAACUGCAUUGAAGUCCAAAGUUACCACCAGAUUCCUGUUACCGGAUCCAGCCAUUCCUGCCGAUGAAGUUGCCAUGCCGCAAAGACGUAUGUUCAAGACACUGGUGCCGGCCAACAACACCAUUAUGUCGUACCCUGGUUCGCUCGAGAUGGACGAGGACGCCACCAAAGCGUUGCUUGCACUCCGGAAGUCAAGCAUAGACAAUUUGUUGAAUUAG
This is a messenger RNA of Meyerozyma guilliermondii ATCC 6260, 1062 nucleotides long. RefSeq names its product Try6p (gene TRY6). Lineage: Eukaryota; Fungi; Ascomycota; Pichiomycetes; Serinales; Debaryomycetaceae. The transcript has a single exon. The record is from RefSeq and is a predicted model, not a curated record. The coding region runs from base 1 to 1062 and encodes 353 amino acids. Gene Ontology annotation, molecular function: protein dimerization activity.